Molecule: messenger RNA, 1932 nt
Organism: Diutina rugosa
Lineage: Eukaryota; Fungi; Ascomycota; Pichiomycetes; Serinales; Debaryomycetaceae
Product: biotin--[acetyl-CoA-carboxylase] ligase
Exons: 1
Coding region: 1-1932 (643 amino acids)
Biological process (GO): protein modification process
Cellular component (GO): cytoplasm
Molecular function (GO): biotin--[biotin carboxyl-carrier protein] ligase activity
Source: RefSeq, a predicted model, not a curated record
AUGAACGUUCUCGUGUAUGCCGGUCCCGGCACCACCUCCGAACUGGUGAAACAUGCUGUGGAUCUGUUGCGCCACCAUCUCCUGCCCUACUACGCCGUGGUGACGGUACUGGAGGACGCGCUUGUCAACGACCCGUGGAUGUAUAAGACCGCGUGUCUCGUGGUCCCUGGCGGAGCUGAUUUGCCCUAUGUUAAGCUGUUGCUGGGAGUUGGUAACAAGAAGAUCGAUGACUACGUUCGCAAAGGCGGCAAGUACCUUGGUCUCUGUGCUGGCGGCUACUACGCCGCCAAACGGGUGGAAUUUGAAGUGGGGACACCUUUGGAAGUAUCGGGACCGCGAGACCUUAAGUUCUUCCCCGGGACGUGUCGUGGCGGCGCGUACCGAGGGUUUGAGUACGGUACUCACCGAGGCGCGAAAGUGGUCGAGCUCACGCUGGCGAUUGGCGGCCUAGACCGUGUUUCCCAGUACUAUAACGGGGGUGGGGUCUUUGUUGAUGCCUCACGAUACAGAAACGUCGAGAUCUUGGCCCAGUACCCGCCGGAUAUCGAAGUUGAAGAUGGCGAUGGUUCGCGGGCGGCGGUUGUCCAUUGUAAAGUGAACAAAGGCGAUGUUAUUUUAACUGGUACUCACCCUGAGUUCUCUCUGGCAUGGCUAGAAGGAGUAUUUGGAGCACAAUUGACUCCCCAUGAGAGAGACCGUAAAGUGUUUAUGAAAGCAAUGCUUGAGCGAUUAGGGCUCAAAGUGAAUGAAGAUGUCGAUGCUCAGCCACCUCAAUUGACACCUAUCUACGUUACUGGUCCUCAAGCUUCUCUGGUCCUCCAAACGAUUGUGGCCAAUUGUGAUGUGUCUGCUGAUGGUAUCCACCAAGACGAUACUAACCGGUUCCAGUUUUCUACUGCUCCCGUGUUGAUGGAAGGCGAUAGCCAGGAACUAGUCAACUUUGUGUUCCCCGAGGAAUUGCCUAAUGACCGUAGUACCCCGUACUUCUCGGUGCGUAAAUUCCAAGCAGCACUUGACGAGCUUAGAGACGGGCAACAGCUCGAUGUGGGCCUGGCCGUGGGCUACGGCGAAGUGGUGACGUCAACUAAUACCCUUAUGGACGGCAACCGCCAGUGGCUCAAGUACUUGCCCCAUGGAUUUACCCUCACUGCUACCGCUCAAGUUGCCGGUAGAGGCCGUGGUGGUAACGUGUGGAUCAACCCUCGCGGGGUGAUGGCUACUUCCGUGCUUUUCAAAGUGAGCGGUGAUAUCCCUAACAUCCACAACCAUAUCGUUACCCUCCAGUACCUCUGUGGGCUUGCCCUUAUUGAAGCCAUAUUAGGCUACGGCAACGGCUACGAGGACAUGCCGGUGCGGCUCAAGUGGCCCAACGACAUCUAUAUCCUUAAACCGCAACACUAUAGUGAUGUUAAGGACCGAGAUGACGUCAGUUCUACUGUUGACGGCGACGACGAGAAGUGGGCGAAGUUACUGGGGGCAAUCGUCAAUUCCCAAUACAUUGAUGGCACCUACAACUUGGUAUGGGGUGCUGGGGUCAAUGUCUCCAACGAGGCACCGACCACAUCGUUGAAUCAAGUGUUAGCUCAGCUUAACCGUCUUCGUCAACGCCAAGGACUUGCACCUUUAGCUCCUUAUAAUCACGAGAUGCUCUUGGCUAAAGUGUUGUACACUGUCGAUCAGUACUACAAAGUGUUUGCCACCCAGGGUCUCCGUCCGUUCCUCGACUUAUACUAUAAACGCUGGUUCCAUCUGCAGCAGAGCGUACUGCUUGUGGUUGACGGCCAGUUCGUCAAAGUGGUGAUUGAAGGGAUUACUCCCGACUACGGGUGUCUCGUCGCCCGCGACGUCAACCUGGGCCACCGCUACGAGUUACAACCGGAUGGCAACUCCUUUGACAUCUUUAAAGGGUUGGUAUAUAAGAAAACCGUUUAG